UGAAGCUUAUAUAUAAUAUAAUCAUAUUAAGCUUUAUUAUAUGGGCAGUGAUGUCACAUAUUAUCUCACCUUGGAUAUGAAGAGAUUUCAGGAAUCUUUGGCAUCUUAAGGCCUAUAAAGAAUUGCAUACCCUAACAAACAUAUCUCUCACUUUCUCUUUCCCUUGACCCCCCUCAACUCCAACCCUUGCCAAACAGUGGGGGCUUCAAAAAAAAAAAUUGGUUGUUAUCCUUACAAUUAUUAUUGUUUCUGGUUUGUCUGCAAAUGUUUCCUUUACAUCGAAGCAAUGAGCUGUGCUUUCAGAUUUCACCAAAUCCCCAAAAAAAGAAGGCAAUCUUCUCAGAAGAUCAGAUUCUUGGCCAUGCUUCACUGGAAGAUAAUGCUUUCCACGUUGAUAAUUAUAAGGAGAUCAUCACUACAAGCCGCCGAAGCCCGAAAUCUUUUCCUAAUACUAGUACUAUUGUGAAUCACAAUAGUGCUACUAUUAGUGAAAACAAGAGUAAUAAGAUGAUGAAGCAUAGAGAUAUUGAAAGACAAAGAAGGCAAGAAAUGGCUACCCUUCAUGCUUCUCUUAGAUCCCUACUCCCACUUGAACUAAUCAAGGGAAAGCGUUCUAUUUCCGAUCACAUCAACGAGGGUGCAAGGUAUAUAAAACAACUCCAGUUGAAGAUCAAAGAACUUGAUGCCAAGAGAGACGAUUUAAAGAAAUACGCUUACUUGUCGGAUUCGAGUAGUACUGAGCCGACUAACCAUCGCCAUGGCCAAGCUGGGAGCUCAACUAGCUGUACUCCCCCGCCUCAAGGUCAUUUCUUAAGAGUCCAACCUUGUGGUUGUGGAGUUGAAAUCGUGAUCAGUAGCUGUGAGUUCGGAGGGCUCAGUGCGUUGCCCCUUUCAAAGGUUUUGCAAGUUAUUCUUGAAGAAGGGCUUGCCUUAGUUAGCUGUAUUUCAACCAAAGUUAAUGGCAGAAUGCUUCACACUAUCAAGUCCGAGAACAAUAACAUAGAUUCAGAAUGCAUCAAUCUUUCAGCACUUGACCAGAAACUAAACGAAGUGAUCAAUCAUUGCUGAUGUCCCUCCAUGAUCGAUGGUGAUUCUUGCAUAUGAGUACUAUAUUCUGAGCAUUCAAUUAUAAGUAACAUUAGUCGAUCGUGUGGCUUUAACGUUUGACUUCCUGAAACAAUCUAACAUUUUGGUCCAUCUAGUAGUACCACUGAUCCUUUAGAUAGAAUAAAUCUUAUUGUUGACAUUUUUCAUCCUAUGAAACUGAGUUAAAUGAUUUUGGUUUUUACCCUUAACAACAAUGUUUAUGAAAAUAAAAAUAAAAAUAUAUUUAUAUAUAUAUAUAUAUAA
Molecule: messenger RNA, 1350 nt
Organism: Humulus lupulus (European hop)
Lineage: Eukaryota; Viridiplantae; Streptophyta; Magnoliopsida; Rosales; Cannabaceae
Product: transcription factor bHLH120-like
Exons: 3
Coding region: 265-1068 (267 amino acids)
Biological process (GO): regulation of transcription by RNA polymerase II
Cellular component (GO): RNA polymerase II transcription regulator complex
Molecular function (GO): protein dimerization activity; RNA polymerase II transcription regulatory region sequence-specific DNA binding; DNA-binding transcription factor activity, RNA polymerase II-specific
Source: RefSeq, a predicted model, not a curated record